AUGGGCUUAUUCACUUACCUCACCAAAUCCUCCUCCACUCUCAAACCCAACGCUCUAAUCCGCCACAUCCGUUUCAUGAGCAACGUCCCUGAAAACACCGUCUACGGUGGACCAAAGCCACAAAAUCCACAUCAAAGAAUAACACUAACCCAUUUAAAGCAAAAACACAAAAAAGGUGAGCCCAUUACCGUUGUAACUGCCUACGACUAUCCUUCUGCGGUCCACUUAGACACAGCAGGUAUCGAUGUUUGCUUAGUUGGUGACUCCGCUUCUAUGGUCGUUCACGGCCACGACACCACCCUCCCUAUCUCCCUUGAUGAGAUCCUUGUUCAUUGCCGUGCUGUUGCUCGUGGAGCCAAAAGGCCGCUUCUUGUUGGUGACUUGCCUUUUGGGACGUAUGAGUCUAGUGCUAAACAGGCAGUUGAUACGGCGGUAAGGAUUUUGAAGGAAGGAGGAAUGGAUGCGAUUAAAUUGGAAGGAGGGUCGGCGUCGAGAAUUACUGCGGCUAAAGCAAUUGUUGAGGCAGGAAUUGCUGUUAUGGGACAUGUAGGACUUACUCCUCAGGCUAUUAGUGUUCUUGGAGGAUUCAGGCCUCAAGGGAGAAACAUUGCCAGUGCUGUUAAGGUUGUGGAGACUGCAUUGGCUUUGCAAGAAGCAGGGUGUUUCUCGGUUGUUUUAGAAUGCGUGCCUGCGCCUGUGGCUGCUGCAGCAACUUCUGCUCUGAAAAUUCCAACCAUUGGCAUUGGGGCAGGACCUUUUUGCAGUGGCCAGGUGCUAGUUUACCACGAUCUAUUGGGAAUGAUGCAACACCCACAUCAUGCCAAGGUUACUCCAAAGUUCUGUAAGCAGUAUGCACAUGUUGGAGAUGUCAUCAACAAAGCUCUAGUUGAAUACAAGGAAGAAGUGACAAAUGGUUCGUUCCCUGGUCCUGCCCACAGUCCAUAUAAAAUUAGUGAAACUGAGAUAAAUGGUUUCGUGAGUGAAUUACAAAAGUUAGGUUUGGAGAAGGCAGCAGCUGCAGCAGCUGAGAAAAUUAGAAUGGCUGAAUCAAGUAAUGGUCCAGCAAAUGACUGA
Molecule: messenger RNA, 1074 nt
Organism: Dovyalis caffra
Lineage: Eukaryota; Viridiplantae; Streptophyta; Magnoliopsida; Malpighiales; Salicaceae
Source: the annotation of a GenBank genome assembly